Agelaius phoeniceus (red-winged blackbird) is the source of this 1206-nucleotide messenger RNA. RefSeq names its product golgi associated kinase 1A (gene GASK1A). NCBI's taxonomy places the organism in Eukaryota, Metazoa, Chordata, Aves, Passeriformes, Icteridae. The record is from RefSeq and is a predicted model, not a curated record. Gene Ontology annotation, cellular component: Golgi apparatus.
AUGGUGGGGAGCAACGCUGGGUUUGCCCCAUGGGAUGUGAGGUGCAUCCUGAUGUCUCCAUCCUGGGGGCAGCUUGUGCGGGACCGCUCGCUCGGAGGGUCAGAGCAGGAGGAGCUGCAGCAGCACAGCCCCUCUGGGGAUGCCAAACCAGAGCUGGUGAGCAGCCCAGAGAUGCAGCAAGAGAAGGUACUGGGGCGGCGGGGGCUGGAGAGGGACAUUCCCCACCUUCCCCCUUGGCUCUCUGCUGACGACCUCCAGAAGAUGUGGCUGCUGUCCAGCGGGCAGGUGGUCUCCAAAACCCGCGUCCCUGCCCAUGGGCAAAUCAUGCGAGUGAGGCUGCGUGCCGCGGGAGAUGCCAAGGGAGAUGCCAAGGGGGAUGUCUUGCCAGCCAGCCCGGAAGGAGAGUGCCGGGAUGGGCGCUGUGGGCUCAUCAAGCGCCCCGGGGACCUGUACGAGGUGCUGGCCUUCCACCUGGACAGGGUGCUGGGGCUGAACCGCAGCCUGCCCGCCGUGGCCCGGCGCUUCAGCAGCCGCCUCCUGCCCUACAGCUACACCGACGGCGCCCUGCGGCCCAUCAUCUGGUGGGCUCCUGACCUCCAGCACCUGCAGGAUGCCAACAAUGACCAGAACUCCUGUGCCCUGGGAUGGCUGCAGUACCAGGAGAUGCUGCAGCCCCACAGACCGAUACCGGUGGCCAGGGAUGCUCCCUGCUCCAGCAUCCCACACAGCGAGUGGAGCCGCCUAGCCCUCUUUGACUUUCUUCUCCAGGUCCAUGACCGCCUGGACCGCUACUGCUGUGGGUUUCAGCCUGAUCCCUCUGAGCCCUGCGUGGAGGAGAUGCUCCACGAGAAGUGCCGGAAUCCAGCAGAGCUGGUCCUGGUCCACAUCCUGGUCCGGAGGAGCGCGCCGUCCCGCCUGGUGUUCAUCGACAACGCGGGCAGGCUGCAGCACCCCGAGGAGAAGCUCAACUUCAGGCUCCUGCAAGGCAUAGGCAGCUUCCCAGCGGCGGCGGUGGCCAGGCUGCGGUCGGGCAGAUUGCAGAGCCUGCUGCUGCAGUCCCUGCGCCUGGACCGGGAGCUCUGGGAGAGCCAGGGGGGCGCCGAGGGGCUGAGACCCCUGCUCCACACCAUUGACAGGAGGGCACAGAUCCUGCUCCGCCACAUCCAGGAGCACAACCUGACGGUGUUCGAGGACUCGCCGCGCUGA